This is a messenger RNA of Lottia gigantea (owl limpet), 318 nucleotides long. RefSeq lists its product as hypothetical. Lineage: Eukaryota; Metazoa; Mollusca; Gastropoda; Lottiidae. Bases 1 to 318 code for a protein of 105 amino acids. The transcript has 2 exons. The record is from RefSeq and is a predicted model, not a curated record.
AUGCCAAAGAGAGGAAAAACCAGGGCAGCCAACCCAAAAAAGGAGGCUGCUCCACUCAGGGAUCCAUCCGCUGGACAGGAAUCCCCAUCUGAUGAUGUUGAGGACAUCCCCAAUAACAUACCGGAGGAGAACCAGGAGGAGUCAGUGAAGCUGACAGAUGGCCAGGAGGAUCAGCUAGUUGGCCUCAUACAGGACAACGCCAACCUAUAUGACAAGACAAACAAACAGUGGCUCAACAAAGAGGCUCGACGUCUGGGACCCACCCUAGCCAACUGUUCGUCAAACAUCUCUGGAGCCAGCCUCAGGUUUUGGAAAUAG